UAUUGCAGACUGAUUUCAAGGGUUUGAGAGAAAGAAAAGGAUUAAACUACUGCCAUUUUGAGAUCGACGUAGCAUAAACCUCACAGAAUAGGGUUAUAUGGCGUCCGAAAAGUCAAAAUUUCUAUUUCUAUUCUUAGUACAUUUGCUUUCUGUGUCUAGCACAGUAUAUUUCUUGUGGACAACAUCUUUUCAAGGAUAUAUUGAAUCAAAAGAAAUUGAACGUGAAAUUAACAGCACCAAAAUACAUCGCCUGAUAAGUAAUAAUUCUACUGGUAUUCACAGCAUUGGCGGCAAAACGGAGGUCCUUCUUGGCUGGAGGAGAAAUAUUAAUUGGGAAUCCGCAGUACAUCUUCAUGAGUAUCGAUAUCUCAUCAAUCCAGAAGAUCGGUGCAAGAAUUCUAGAAACAUCACAUUGCUUAUCCUCAUAAAAACAAGAACUAGCAGUAAAAAGAACAGGGAUUUUAUCCGAGAAACAUAUGGUGAAGCCGUGGUAAGGUACAAUGUUUCUGUUAGGAUUUUGUUUCUCACCGGACUCACUGAGAACUCAACGGUUCAAUCCAUGCUCCAACAAGAGGCUGAUAUCCACAAAGAUAUUCUGCAGGGACAUUUCCAAGACACUUACCACAACCUAACUGUCAAACUCGUUAUAGGUUUUAAAUGGGCAACCACAUUCUGUAGAAAUAAUAAUUACGUAAUGUCCACAGACGAUGAUACCCUUGUCGACGUCGUUGACCUCGUCAACGAUCUGGAGGUAGAUGCUUCGACCGUGUUACCUUCAAAAUUUGUGUUAGCAGAGCCUGCAGUUGGUUGGCAUCCUAUUCGUAAUUCUAAUUCCAAGUGGUACACACCUCCUGAAUUAUAUUCGGCUAAGUCAUGGCCGCCUUUUCCUCGAGGAUAUGCUUAUAUCGUUUCCAGAGAUGUGGCCGAACAACUUGAUCGGGCCUCACAGAAGAUAGCUCCACCUGUGCCAUGGGACGAUGUCUACUGCGGUAUGCUCUUGAAAUAUUUAGGAUUAGAGAUGAAUGACAUCAGAUCUUGGUUUAAAUCUCGGCAUGGGCACAAAAGGCGAAUGCAUCCAUUGAAAGCUGAAGAUCACUACGUGACUAAGAUGACAAGCAAAGCCCACUGGCGGGCAAUCGAACAAAGAUACAAUUAUACCCGUAUAAAUGCAAGCACUGGUAGGUAAGAUCCACGGUCAGUCUUGUGUAAAGACCGGAUACCCGUGCACUGUAAAAAAAAAUUGGUAAAACUUUAACCAGAAC
Lytechinus pictus (painted urchin) is the source of this 1262-nucleotide messenger RNA. Its product is annotated as beta-1,3-galactosyltransferase 1-like. Lineage: Eukaryota; Metazoa; Echinodermata; Echinoidea; Temnopleuroida; Toxopneustidae. The transcript has a single exon. Gene Ontology annotation, cellular component: Golgi membrane. Gene Ontology annotation, molecular function: hexosyltransferase activity. The record is from RefSeq and is a predicted model, not a curated record. Bases 98 to 1186 code for a protein of 362 amino acids.